UCACUGUUUGUGUCAGAACAGGUUGUUGUAAAUUCCUCCAACAGAGCACAGAAUGACAGAGCAGGGCAGGGAAUUCCUGCAGUCACAGCGUCUUUAUUACCUUGCACCAAGUGCUAUCUGUCAGGGAAGGAUGGGUAUAUAUAAUGGGAGCAGCAGGCAAAGCUCAUUACAGAGUCCAAAGAGAGCAGGCAGAUCUCCAGAGAAGGCACUAAAAAGAGCUGGCAGAUCCCCAGUAAAAGAAUCAGAGGCCAGAAGAUCCUCAGCAAAACUAUCAAAAGGGAGCACAUCACUAUAGAAGCAGCAGCCAUGGGCAAUCUCUUUAGUUCCCUCUACCAAAUCCUUAUGGGCUUCCAUGGCACCAAGGCCAGAAUCAUUAUGCUGGGUCUGGAUGCAGCUGGCAAAACCACAGUCCUGUACAAACUAAAGUUUAAUGAGACCGUCACUACAAUCCCCACCAUUGGAUUCAACGUUGAGACAGUGGAGCCCAUGCAUAACGUGUCCUUCACUGUAUGGGAUGUGGGGGGUCAGGGAAGGAUUAGAGCCCUUUGGAAGUAUUAUUUCACCAACGCAGAUGGCCUGGUCUUUGUUGUGGACAGUGCUGACUGUGAGAGGUUCCAGGAAGCCAGGCUGGAGCUGGAAGCCAUUCUGGACACUGACGAAAUGAGAGGUGUCCCAUUUGUGGUGAUGGCCAAUAAACAGGAUCUUCCCGGUUCCAGGAGGCCAAUGGAGGUGGCAGAAGAAUUAGGCUUGCCGAAGAUACAAGGCCACCCGUGGCACGUGCAGGGCUGUUGUGCAACUACUGGGGAUGGACUUGUGGAGGGCCUGGAAGUAUUCACAAACUUGGUGAAACAGUUCCAAAAUACCAGGUCCUAAGAGCAGAGACCCAGCUUCAGCUGCAAUCUUGUUUAGACACUGGGAAACCAAUUGAUGCAGGUAUCUGGCCCAAUCUGUGUUCUCCGUUCACUGAAAACACAUAUAAUGCACUACUGAUAUUCAGAUUAUUAUAACAAUGCUGAGACCAUGGCUACUUAUUGUGCAUUUGGGGAAAGACAUUGGGACAUCUGCUAAUUUAAUUGGAAAGCAAUGAUAAAUAGGAGAGCAUCAGGCAGAGAAUCACAGACUGACCAACAGUGACUUGGGUGUAUUGGAAUAGAAGAUACCCAAUAUUCUGCUUCUCUGCGCAACUUUCCUAUAUGCAGCCAGAGACCUUUGUAGAUAUUGCUGAACUACAAAUCUCACCCCCUUCUGAAAAGCCUUAGUAAGGCUGUAGGCUGCCUGUGGUUAGAAACUGUUGUAUGUUAUCACUCUCAGAUAUGCUGUGUCUCUCGUUAUUAUUUCUGUGCUGUUUUUAUUCUAUAAAUAUAGUCAAAUUAAUGUUUAUUUUCUAAUAAAAGAUACAUUUAUACAUUACGGGGAAAAAGAACAUUUUUGCACUUAUUGUGAACCAUCCAAUGUACAAUUAAAUUACAUGUUAAUGAA
Messenger RNA from Xenopus tropicalis (tropical clawed frog), 1479 nucleotides. NCBI's taxonomy places the organism in Eukaryota, Metazoa, Chordata, Amphibia, Anura, Pipidae. The record is from RefSeq and is a predicted model, not a curated record.